AUGCACGGAAGUGUGAGGGAAGGGGUGUGGUUCGACGGAAGAGGCCGCGCGAUAAAGGUGGCCGUGAAGCCGGCUCAGGAGAUCAUAAACAGGGCGGGGAUAGAGGUAAUGAGGGAGGAGCUGCAGCGGAUAUCUUUACUGCCGUACCAUCCAAACGUCGUGUGGGUGGUGGGUGCCCGGCUGGAGCAGGACCCAGUCAUUGUAGAGGAGCUGAUGGCCUCCAACCUGAAUGACGCUCUGUACGACGACGACCCGCGUCUGACGUACCUUCAGAUUCUGAAGAUCGCGCUGGACGUGGCGAGGGGCGUGGGCCACCUGCACAGGCACGGCAUGGCCCACUGCGGCAUCAAGCCCUCGAACAUUCUGCUGGACGGUGGCUUGAACGCAAAGUUGGCGGAUUUCGUGUGUUCUAAGGUGAAAGCUGCUGCCGCGGUUUCUGGCGCCCAUCGCCACACGCUGGAGUACAUGGCCCCGGAGUGCCUUGCAGCAGAUAUUCAGGAUGGUCAGGUGAGCGUGCCGGUGUCUGGGGUCAACACUUCUGCUGAAAAGGUGGACAUCUACAGUUUCGGAAAGGUGGUUCUGGAGUGCGUUUCGGGAAAGUUGAUUAUAGAAAAUUCUAAGGCAAUGGAGUUGUGCCCGAAAACCCUGUGGGGGCUGAUAUGCCAGUGUCUGAGCGAUUCUUCGGAGGGACGACCGAGUUGCGAGCAAAUAGAGGUGCAGUUGGAAGAUAUGAUGAGCGUAAAAGAUAGCGAAUGGCUUGAAAGAAGACCCAAGCAAGAUAUUUGGUAG
Ostreobium quekettii is the source of this 789-nucleotide messenger RNA. NCBI's taxonomy places the organism in Eukaryota, Viridiplantae, Chlorophyta, Ulvophyceae, Bryopsidales, Ostreobiaceae. The record is from the annotation of a GenBank genome assembly.